This is a messenger RNA of Apaloderma vittatum (bar-tailed trogon), 477 nucleotides long. Its product is annotated as arf-GAP with dual PH domain-containing protein 1-like. Gene Ontology annotation, cellular component: plasma membrane; intracellular membrane-bounded organelle. NCBI's taxonomy places the organism in Eukaryota, Metazoa, Chordata, Aves, Trogoniformes, Trogonidae. Gene Ontology annotation, molecular function: GTPase activator activity; phosphatidylinositol bisphosphate binding. The transcript has 5 exons. The annotation marks the transcript as partial. The record is from RefSeq and is a predicted model, not a curated record. Gene Ontology annotation, biological process: positive regulation of GTPase activity.
GAAAUAGUGGAUUGGUUCAAUGCCAUCCGGGCAGCACGUUUUCAUUACUUACAAGUGGCAUUCCCUGGAGCCAGCGAUGUUGAUCUGGUGCCAAAGCUUUCUCGAAACUACCUGAAGGAAGGGUACAUGGAGAAAACGGGGCCAAAGCAAACAGAGGGAUUCAAGAAGCGAUGGUUCACCAUGGAUGACCGACGGCUCAUGUAUUUCAAAGAUCCCUUGGAUGCCUUUGCUCGAGGGGAAGUUUUUAUUGGGAGCAAGGAAAACAGCUACAAGGUCCUGGAAGGGCUCCCACCGUCCACACAGGGAAACCACUGGCAGCACGGGAUAACCAUCGUCACCCCCCAUCGGAAAUUCCUCUUUGCCUGCGAGACAGAGGACGACCAGCUGGAGUGGAUUACGACUUUUCAGAAAGUUAUAAGCCGGCCGAUGCUGCCUCAGGAAUACGCAGUGGAAGCCCAUUUCAAACAUAAACCUUAG